This is a messenger RNA of Aspergillus sclerotioniger CBS 115572, 2019 nucleotides long. RefSeq lists its product as uncharacterized. The record is from RefSeq and is a predicted model, not a curated record. NCBI's taxonomy places the organism in Eukaryota, Fungi, Ascomycota, Eurotiomycetes, Eurotiales, Aspergillaceae. Bases 1 to 2019 code for a protein of 672 amino acids. The transcript has 2 exons.
AUGACUGAAAAGCAAGAUAUCUCCAAGCUUGUCAAAACAUUCCACAGCGAUCUGAAGCAGAAAUACGAUCGGCAGGGCACCAAAGUCGAAAAGAUCUGGCGUACAUUUGGGAAGGCGAAACGGGAGAAAAUACUCAGGGCCGGCGCUGUCAGUGGUCGCGUGCUCGAAUGUCCGACCGACAGAGGCCUGGGCGAACUGUAUAAGCUCAUCCCGGAGUGGAAUCUCUUCGACAUCACCGAGCCCGGCUCAGACUAUUUGCUGGAUCAUCUCCACUAUCGUGCUACCACGUCUCUCACUGACCAGUAUGACCAGGGAAUCGACAGAGCACCAGGAGAUGCAGACUUCAUUGAGACGAGUAUGCGUGUCCACAACCUCCGUUGCAAACCGACUCUCCAGCACAGUGUCACCCUAUUUGCAUCCGAGGAUGACUAUGGGAAAUCUUACUCGGUCAGCAACUGUGCGGAGUAUGAAGAAGUCAUGACAGACAUGUCGGCACUAUGUUUUCUGCGAGCCCUUAACAUCAUUGUGGACGAUAUUCUCGACGAAGGCUCGACCGUCGACCGGAAGGUGCAAUCAGAGAACACGGUCCUGCACGCCUUGUCCUCGCUUACACUGGAGCUUAAGCCCGAGAAGCUCUCCCUUCAAGAGCUGACGGCUCGUGCGGCGGACCGGAAGUCUGCUCUAGAAGAUUACCACCACCUCUGUUGCAGCGAGCCCGAGUUCCUCGCUCACGUGGUGAAUGUCUGGUACUCCAGUCGACCGGAGCUUGUGCACGAUGAAAAGGGUCGGAUCAUUCCUCCGGAUGCAGGUAAAUACAUCGGGAUGGCAAUGUUUCAGGCCAUGCACAGUUAUUUGGUGGGAAUUACCAUUUGGGAUUUUAUCUGUAGGCUCCUGAGGGCUCUCAUUGACAAGCCGGAAGAACCAGCGUACAGAAGCCUUGUGCUUCAGGAACUGGCCAACGUGGUCUCACUUGAGUACAAGCGGGUCCAAUCGCAAUUGAAACGCUACUUUCAAGCUUUCUCCGGUUGGGGGUAUUUCAAACGCAUCUCCGGUGUGUACGAUGAUGGCGUCCCGCGGGUGUCUCCCAAGACCAAACCAGACCUCUUGUCCAGCCUGGAGCCACACCUCCAUUAUAUGCAUCGGCUGUGCCACCCGGAGACCAACCCUUCCAAAGCAGUCGACUGGAUCAAGAAAAUGGAUGAUCUCCACCGCACCGACCGGACGGAGAGAGCCAAAAUGACCAAGCAGGAGUUUGAUGCAUUCGGGGAUCUGGCCAUCACCACCAGCUUCGUUCAAACUCUCUCUGCGUCUCUCCCAAUACCCAGCGCCCGCCAAAAGAACGCCCCGACCUAUACAGGAAAAUUAAAGGACUCGUUCACGACAAUCGAUCUUCUCAAGAAGGAUCUCGACAUAUCUAGCUAUGUAGUCCCGAUCGAAAGCCUCCUCGAGUCCGAAAAGUCCCAAGCUGCCUUGAACGCCUUGAACCGAUCCUUCUUUGGAGAAGAAUCCUCUUCGGAUAUCAGCCUGCUCUACCUACCGCUCGCCAGAUGCGCCAUUUUCAAGCUCCAAAAUCAGUAUAGAAAGCAACAGCCGGGGCCUGAUUCCGACCCGCUCUUAAGAACUCCAAAGUGUCUGGGCCCAAUUACUCCGAUGUCAGCCUGGCGAGAGAAAGUCCCAAUACUUACCGCCGACGACACGAUCCCCGAAGUGCCCGAAGAUAUCUUCAAGGUCAAACUCAGCACGUACAACGUUUUUUGGACGCUGCUUUCCAAGGCAGGCGCCCGGGGUUCGAUCACUUGGGCGGCGUUUGAAGCUGCCAUGGUCGAUAUGGGGUUCUCUGUUGUUCCGGGAUUCGGCUCUGUGUAUACCUUUGUGCCGCUGAAGGGAUGUUCUCAGAAACGGGUUAUUACCCUGCAUCGGCCCCAUACGCAGAAGAUUGAAGGGCACUGUCUGUUAAUCAUUGCACGCCGCUUGGGGUGGAGGUAUGGGUGGGUUGAGGCGUCGUUUGAGGUGGCUUAG